Molecule: messenger RNA, 1523 nt
Organism: Carassius carassius (crucian carp)
Lineage: Eukaryota; Metazoa; Chordata; Actinopteri; Cypriniformes; Cyprinidae
Product: annexin A1-like
Exons: 13
Coding region: 101-1129 (342 amino acids)
Biological process (GO): gliogenesis; positive regulation of prostaglandin biosynthetic process; arachidonate secretion
Cellular component (GO): plasma membrane; cytoplasm
Molecular function (GO): phospholipase A2 inhibitor activity; calcium-dependent phospholipid binding; cadherin binding involved in cell-cell adhesion
Source: RefSeq, a predicted model, not a curated record
GUGUAAAGAAUAAAAGACAUGGUUAUGUUCCGGAAAUUAACCAUUUCAGAGCAGCUCUCACAGACUCCCCAGGAGAACAGCUUUUUCAAAGGUUUAAAAGAUGGCAUUCUUUAAGAAGUUUCUCCAGAAAAUUUGUGAUGAUGACAGCAGCAAGGGUUCUAAAGAUGGUUCUGCAAACUUUGGAACAGUCAAGGCUGAUCCCAAUUUUAAUGCCCAAAAUGAUGCUGAAAAAUUGAAGAAAGCCAUUGAGACGAAGGUAGAAGGUGUGGAUGACGCCACUAUUGUAGAGGUGAUAGCAAAGAGGAGCAAUGCACAAAGACAACAGAUCAAAGCAGCUUAUCAGCAGAGUACAGGAAAACUUUUGGCAGAUGCACUGAAAAAGGCUUUGAAGUCGGACUUUGAGGAAGUGGUCCUGGCCUUGCUGAUGACUCCCCCUGAAUAUGAUGCAUUUGAAAUGAAAAGAGCCAUGAAGGGUCUUGGGACAACAGAGUCUGUCUUAAGUGAAAUUCUAGGGACCAGGUCAAACAAGGAGAUCACAGCAAUGAAAAAUACUUUCAAAGAAGUCUAUGGAAAAGUGCUGGAGGAACAAGUCAAAGGUGAAGUUAGUGGAGAUCUUGAAACUACACUGCUUGCACUUUGCAAGGCUACCAGGAGUGAAGACCAUAAAAUUGACAAUGGGCUUGCAAAGAGUGAUGCAAAGGCUCUGUUUGAGGCAGGAGAGAAGCAGAUCGGUACUGUUUGCUCUGUCAUAAUUAAUGUCCUCACAUCAAGGAGUGAAGCUCAGUUGUGUAAAAUUUUCCAGUAUUAUGGCAAAUACAGCAAGGAGGGUUUGGCCAAAGCAUUGGAGAGUGAGCUUCAUGGAAACCUUGAAGACUGUCUGAUGACCCUGGUGAAGGCUGCUUGGAACAAACCUGCCUUCUUUGCAGAAAAACUCCACCUGGCCAUGAAGGGCUUAGGAACCAACACUGACACACUGACUAGAAUCAUUGUGAGUCGUUCAGAAAUUGACCUGCUGAAAAUCAUUCAAGAAUAUAAGAGGAUGUAUGGCAAAACCCUUCAGGAGGCUAUUAUGAAGGAAACAAGUGGAGAAUAUGAGAAGAUUCUGCUGGCUCUCUGUGGCACUCAAUAAUCAUCUCUUACAUGUCCAUGAAAAACAUCUGCAAAUUCAUUACAUGACCAACCCAUGCCAGCACAACUUAAUCCCACAUAGUUGUUUUGUGAAAACAGUUUCAUUUAAAUAUAAAAAAAUGUCAGUUAUUGUGCACACUUUAAGUGUUAUUGUCAGUAUAAUAUUCCUAGCUACAACUUCAACUACUAUUUUCAUAGUAGAAAUUUAAGUAUUUAUUACAGUUAUAACAACUGUAUCUUAUUAUUAUUAUUGUAACAAAUCACUUUGUAAUCCUGCCAAUAUUUUACAUUGUGAUGAGCAUAUCAAUUAGCAUGUGAUAUAGUAUGUAAGAAACUGUGACCUUAUCUGUCUACCUUAGACAAAUUCCACAACCAAUAAACUUCAGUUUAAAGCA